This is a messenger RNA of Trematosphaeria pertusa, 841 nucleotides long. RefSeq lists its product as uncharacterized. The coding region runs from base 59 to 607 and encodes 182 amino acids. The transcript has a single exon. NCBI's taxonomy places the organism in Eukaryota, Fungi, Ascomycota, Dothideomycetes, Pleosporales, Trematosphaeriaceae. The record is from RefSeq and is a predicted model, not a curated record.
CACCCGCAAAGCAACCCUGGGCUGAACGCAGUGUCCAAAACACUCCACUGCCGGGUUUAUGCCGUGCGUCUCUUCUCUGAUUCCCCCACCCCUACGCCAAAAGAAUAACAAAACCCCUCGCAUGUGCUGUGCCUUCUCAAAAAAAACCCUAUUUCAAUCGCACUCUUUGCGAAGAAGAAGGGAACUCCACUACUUAAUCUCCAAAAUACUCCCAAUUCUUCCCAAAUGCCUGGGAUUAGAAGUUCUAAGGACUACAUCAAAGGCUCUCUCGACAGAAUCCAUGUCGAGAGCCGGACUUCCCCUUCCUUCCUUUCAGCCGCAGCGCAGCGCAGCACCAAAGCCGUUGCCGUUACCACUGAUGUCUCCCUUCGACGUUCAAUUUGAAAAAAAGACAUUCGCCUCCGCGUUUAUGGUGUCUUGGCUGCUGUUUGUCCAACUUACAUCCAACUCCUACGUGAGCUUUAGGCCGCGGGACCCAACACCCACGCCAUCACCAUCACCAUCAACUGGGCUCAGUGACGUUGAUCCUCACCAUCAUCGUCAAAAGAGCCUGAAAGGAAAGGAAACCAGAAGGUGUAUAAUAUCUAAAAGCCCGGACCCAUCCUAGUUACUAGCUAGCUCGCUCAUUAACCAGACAUGAAAAGCAUGGCGUCUGGCAAAACCCAAAACAUCUCAAGCUCGUUCAGCAAUCGAUCUUGCACGGCGUGCGGGACGGUCAGGCAUUCAAUGUACCCGCCCGGUCAAAACUCCCCUCUAGAUGCAUCAUAGUCAUACAGUUUUUCUCCUCGCUUGCACGUCUCCUCUUCCUCUCUUGCAAUGCUUACGCAUUCCCGGGCUUCUC